Messenger RNA from Tripterygium wilfordii, 1943 nucleotides. RefSeq names its product probable indole-3-pyruvate monooxygenase YUCCA3. The record is from RefSeq and is a predicted model, not a curated record. Gene Ontology annotation, molecular function: flavin adenine dinucleotide binding; monooxygenase activity. Lineage: Eukaryota; Viridiplantae; Streptophyta; Magnoliopsida; Celastrales; Celastraceae. The transcript has 4 exons. The coding region runs from base 26 to 1225 and encodes 399 amino acids.
CAUUCUCUGGCAAGAAACAGAAGGAAUGUCUUGUGACACAAUGAAGCCGGAAUCAAAAUGUGUAUGGAUCCCCGGACCAGUGAUCAUUGGUGCUGGGCCAUCAGGGUUAGCUGCAGCUGCAUGUCUUAAAGAAAGAGGAGUCCCUUCAUUGAUUCUUGAGAAGGAAGGCUGUAUAGGAUCUCUUUGGAGACUCAAAACUCAUGAUAGUCUGCAACUCCACCUUCCAAAGGAAUUCUGCCAACUUCCUUAUGUGCCAUUUCCUUCUGAAUUUCCAACGUAUGCUUCCAAACAACAGUUCAUAAGUUACUUGGAGGAUUAUGCUGAUCACUUUGGAAUCAAACCCAUGUUUGGACAGGAGGUUCAAUGGGCGAUGUACGAAGAAACCACAGGGUUCUGGCAGGUUCAAACCAGUGAAACUAGAUACGUGUGCAGGUGGCUUAUUAUUGCCUCUGGGGAGAAUGCAGAACCAGUGACGCCCGAUAUUGAUGGACUCUCAAACUAUAGAGGGGAACUAAUGCAUUCUAGCACAUACAAGGAUGGAACUCAGUUUAAAGGAAAUAAAAUUUUGGUGGUGGGUUGUGGAAACUCGGGCAUGGAAGUUAGUUUGGAUCUUUGCAACAACGGUGCUCAAGUGUCUUUAGUAGUCCGAGACAAGCUGCAUAUCUUGCCCAGGGAGGUCUUUGGGAAAUCAACUUUUGCUCUGUCAGUAUGGUUGAUGAAGUGGUUUCAUGUAAAGUUAAUUGACCGGAUCAUCCUUCUCUGUGCACGACUGAUUCUGGGAGACACAAAUGAAGUUGGGAUUAAAAGACCAGAAAUGGGACCCCUUGAACUGAAAAAUUAUAAAGGAAAGACCCCUGUUCUGGAUGUUGGAGCUUUUGCCAGAAUCAAGUCAGGUGAAAUCAAGGUGGUUGAUGGAAUUCAAAGAUUCACAACCAACUAUGUGGAGUUUCUGGAUGGAAGAGUAGAAGAGUUUGAUUUAGUAGUUAUAGCAACUGGGUAUAAAAGCAAUGUUUCAUCAUGGCUUAAGGAAGGGGACUUUUUCAACCGAGAAGAUGGUUUUCCGAAAAAACCUUUCCCCAACAACUGGAAAGGUAACAAUGGAAUUUACAGUGUUGGUUUCACUAAACGAGGACUGUUGGGAACUUCAAUAGACGCACAAAGAGUAGCGGAGGAUAUUUCUAGGCAAUGGAACUCCGAGACAAAGCAUUUACACCUCAAGUUGUAAUCAAAGCUCAUAUAUGCAUUUGCUAAUGUGUACUUGCAACAUAAAUUACAACAAACAGUACAAUAAUGAAAAGUGUGUUUUCAGGGAAGAAAUGAAGCCUAGGAGACUAGCAGUGCAGGAGCUGAAUAGCUUUUUCGCUUUCUACAAGCGCAAACUCAUUCGCAAUCUCUACUACUUGGAUGCUAGAAGAUAAGUUUUUUAGGAGGAAGAAGAGAUCGGGUCUGAUUAUCCACGUUUUAGUUAUUUAGUUAGUCAUCUUCUAGAUGAGUUUGAGAAAAUUAAAAUCUUUCACUAAGAUAGAUAAAAGUAAGUUCGAAGCUACUGAUAGAGCGUCAUCACUCACUGAUUAAAAUCAAACGUGUUUAAAACAACAGCUCCAAUCACAUCAACAUACAAAAAAUGGCACAUUUUUAUGUUCACUGACUCUGUCAAAGAAAAUGUUGGCAUGCUUUUCAUUAGUUAAGCAUCAAGUCACAAUUCAAGCCAAGUUAUAUUGCAAUUCUAUACCUAAGUGGGGAAAAAGGAUGCUGAUACUGCAAUGUCAAUAUAGUCUUUCCUUCAUCAAGUGAGACCCCACAAUGGAUUAGGCCAGUCACUACUCACUUCCAAUGAGAGUACCACCUUUCCAGGGUAAGCACUAUUCCUCCAGUAAAGAAGUUCUGCCAAGUUUUCCAGGCCCACUUGUCCACCCCCCAAGUUAAACCCCUAACAUCCUAAG